Molecule: messenger RNA, 2412 nt
Organism: Mastomys coucha (southern multimammate mouse)
Lineage: Eukaryota; Metazoa; Chordata; Mammalia; Rodentia; Muridae
Gene: Tat
Product: tyrosine aminotransferase
Exons: 12
Coding region: 101-1465 (454 amino acids)
Biological process (GO): biosynthetic process; aromatic amino acid catabolic process
Molecular function (GO): L-tyrosine:2-oxoglutarate transaminase activity; pyridoxal phosphate binding
Source: RefSeq, a predicted model, not a curated record
CUCAUCAUCAGAGGACUUGGUGGAGGAGCGCUCGUGGGUGGGCUUAUCGGUCUGGCUGCUUGGCGACUGCUUUGCCUGGACGUGGAAGGCUUUGUGAGCCAUGGACUCCUACGUGAUUCAGACGAAUGUCAAUGACAGCCUGCCUUCAGUUCUGGAUGUACAUGUCAAUAUUGGUGGGAGAAGCUCGGUGCAAGGUAGAGUGAAAGGCAGAAAGGCGAGAUGGAAUGUGAGGCCCUCUGACAUGUCCAAUAAAACCUUCAAUCCCAUCCGAGCCAUCGUGGACACCAUGAAGGUGAAGCCAAAUCCCAACAAAACCGUGAUUUCUCUGUCAAUCGGGGAUCCUACAGUGUUUGGGAACCUGCCUACAGACCCUGAAGUGACCCAAGCCAUGAAAGAUGCCCUGGACUCGGGGAAGUACAAUGGCUAUGCCCCAUCCAUUGGCUACCUGUCCAGUCGGGAAGAGGUUGCUUCCUAUUAUCACUGCCCUGAGGCUCCUCUAGAAGCUAAGGAUGUCAUUCUGACAAGUGGUUGCAGUCAAGCCAUUGAGCUAUGUCUAGCUGUGUUAGCCAAUCCUGGACAAAACAUCCUCAUUCCAAGGCCCGGGUUUUCCCUCUACAGGACUUUGGCUGAAUCUAUGGGAAUUGAGGUCAAGCUGUACAAUCUAUUGCCGGAGAAGUCUUGGGAAAUUGACCUAAAACAACUGGAAUCUCUGAUUGAUGAAAAAACAGCUUGUCUCGUUGUCAACAACCCAUCCAAUCCCUGUGGCUCUGUGUUCAGUAAGCGGCACCUUCAGAAAAUCUUGGCAGUGGCUGAAAGGCAAUGUGUCCCCAUCUUAGCCGAUGAGAUCUAUGGUGACAUGGUGUUUUCAGAUCGCAAAUAUGAACCACUGGCUACCCUCAGCACCAAUGUCCCCAUCCUGUCCUGUGGUGGGCUGGCCAAGCGCUGGCUGGUUCCUGGCUGGAGGUUGGGCUGGAUCCUCAUCCACGAUCGAAGAGACAUUUUUGGCAAUGAGAUUCGAGAUGGGCUGGUGAAACUGAGUCAGCGGAUCCUGGGACCAUGCACCAUUGUCCAAGGCGCUCUGAAGAGCAUCCUUCAGCGUACCCCUCAGGAGUUCUACCAGGACACUUUAAGCUUCCUUAAGUCCAAUGCGGACCUCUGCUAUGGGGCACUGGCUGCUAUUCCUGGACUCCAGCCAGUCCGCCCUUCUGGAGCCAUGUACCUUAUGGUGGGAAUUGAGAUGGAGCAUUUCCCAGAAUUUGAGAAUGACGUGGAGUUCACAGAGCGGCUAAUUGCGGAGCAGGCUGUCCACUGCCUCCCAGCCACGUGCUUCGAGUACCCAAAUUUCUUCCGGGUGGUCAUCACAGUCCCCGAGGUGAUGAUGUUGGAGGCUUGUAGCCGGAUCCAGGAGUUCUGUGAACAGCACUACCACUGUGCUGAAGGCAGCCAGGAGGAGUGUGAUAAAUAGGCCCUCACGAAUCCUCCUGACGUGUCCCAUGAAAGGAGAGCUGGGCCGGGCUGCUCCUCCUCAGGAAGACAGAUGUCCCUUUUGGGAGAGGGACCUUCAAAGCACCGCAUCAAGACUUGAGGAUUAUUUCUUCUUCCCCCAGUUACAUCCAACACAUGACCGGAACCCCAGAUUCUCCCCUUACUCGGCUCUGUAGGAGUGACUCAUGAGCUCAUUACCCUCACCUAGACACACACACACACACACACACACACACACACACACACACACACACACACCAUAUACUUCCUUAUCCUGAGGGCACUGGGUGAAUAAUUUACCAGAAAGAAGCCGGGAGGAGAAAAGCAAGAACUCAGGAUGAGAGAAGCAGAAGGAGGAGGAUAGCUGACACAGGAGCAUCCUCUUCAGUCAGGUUGGAAGUCACCUCUGUUGCUGCCUCACUUCAGGAAUACCUCACUCCCUGUGGUAGAGCUACACAAGAGAGAAGCUGAGGACUUGUGAAUUUGGUUAAUUAUAUUUUAAGUACAUUAGGAAACUUGAUAUUUAAAGGAUCCUUGAUAGAAUUUUUUUUUUUUGUAAAGAAUUAUUUUGUGGUGCAAAUAAAUACCAGCUUCCUAAACUGAUCAGCUUCCUAACUGGUUAGAUCUGCUUGCAUCAGGUUUUCUUAAAACAGGAGCAAUACCUCAUUGAGGGAGAAAGAAGGGACGGGACAGGAGGCCUUUCCAGAGACAUUGCUGUGUACAGUGGGACAGCAUCUUCCUCCUCGUCUUCUUGUAGAAUCAUCGCCACUUUUGCUGUCAUGUGAAUAUUGAUUUAUUAAUAUUUGUAAUAUUAUCUUUUCAUAUAUUUUCUAAGAUACAUUUAUAUUAUAAGAUCUUUUAUUUUGUCAAGGGCAUAAAUUAUUUUUUCUUUUUCUUUUUUUUUUAAAUAAAAAUUUAUCAAGUAUG